This is a messenger RNA of Lodderomyces orthopsilosis Co 90-125, 753 nucleotides long. It is a transcript of the gene PRE6, whose product is annotated as proteasome core particle subunit alpha 4. The transcript is spliced from 2 exons. Gene Ontology annotation, biological process: ubiquitin-dependent protein catabolic process. Lineage: Eukaryota; Fungi; Ascomycota; Pichiomycetes; Serinales; Debaryomycetaceae. The record is from RefSeq and is a predicted model, not a curated record. Gene Ontology annotation, cellular component: nucleus; proteasome core complex; proteasome core complex, alpha-subunit complex. The coding region runs from base 1 to 753 and encodes 250 amino acids.
AUGAGUGGAUACGACAGUGCUUUAUCUAUAUUCUCACCCGAUGGACAUGUUUUCCAAGUGGAAUACGCAUCCGAAGCAGUCAAGAGAGGUACAUGUGCUGUAGGAGUCAAGGGCAAAAACAUUGUUGUAUUAGGUUGCGAAAGAAGAACCACUUUAAAAUUACAAGAUCCAAGAACCACCCCAUCUAAAAUAUGCAAAAUUGAUCAUCAUAUAUUAUUAGCGUUUGCUGGAUUAAAUGCUGAUUCAAGGAUCUUGAUAGAUAAAGCAAGAGUAGAAGCACAAUCUCAUCGGUUAAAUUUAGAAGACGCUGUUAGUGUUGAAUACUUGACUAAAUAUGUUGCUGGUGUACAACAAAAAUACACUCAAUCAGGGGGAACUAGGCCUUUUGGAAUUGCUACUUUGAUUGCUGGGUUUGAUACUAAUGAUACAGUACCUAAAUUGUAUCAAACUGAACCUAGUGGUGUUUUCAAUGCUUGGAAAGCCCAUGCUAUUGGAAGAUCGGCCAAGACUGUAAAGGAAUUUUUGGAAAAGCAUUAUAAGGAUGAUGCUAAUGAUGAAGAUACGAUUAAAUUGACUGUGAAAUCAUUGUUGGAAGUUGUACAGACUGGUGCAAAGAAUAUUGAGUUGUCUGUAAUGAAACCAGGUGGUGUUAUUGAAAAAUUAACUAUAGAUGAAAUUAAGAAAUAUGUUGAUGAAAUUGAGGCUGAAAAGGAAGCAGAAGCAGAAAAGAAGAAGCCAAAAUCAAGAGAUUAG